Salvia splendens (bonfire salvia) is the source of this 309-nucleotide messenger RNA. Its product is annotated as flowering-promoting factor 1-like protein 3. Gene Ontology annotation, biological process: regulation of flower development. The coding region runs from base 1 to 309 and encodes 102 amino acids. The transcript has a single exon. The record is from RefSeq and is a predicted model, not a curated record. NCBI's taxonomy places the organism in Eukaryota, Viridiplantae, Streptophyta, Magnoliopsida, Lamiales, Lamiaceae.
AUGUCCGGCGUUUGGGUGUUCAAGAAUGGGGUGGUCCGGCUGGUGGAGAACGGCGGCGACUGCCCUCGUCGGAAAGUGAUGGUCCACGUGGCAUCGGGAGAGGCCAUCACAUCGUACUCGGUUCUUGAGAGAAUCUUGUUUUCGCUAGGGUGGGAGAGGUACUAUGAUGAUCCGGAGCUGCUGCAGUUCCACAAGAGAUCUACGGUGCACCUCAUCUCCCUCCCCCGAGACUUCAACAAGUUCAAAUCCAUUCACAUGUACGACAUCGUUGUCAAGAAUCGGAACGAGUUCGAAGUUAGAGACACGUGA